AUGGCGGAUAAAUUGCGCACUCUUCAGAAUCUCGAGGCCCUCCAAGCCCGCUACGUCGGUACCGGCCACGCUGAUACCACUAAAUACGAGUGGACGUCCAACAUCCUCCGUGAUAGCUAUGCAUCGUACAUCGGACACCCGCCCCUGUUGGAAUACAUGGCAAUAGGGAUGGGCGAGAACAAGGAGAAAGUUCGGGCUAUGAUGAUAGAAAAGAUGGUCCGCGGGGCGGGGAACCCGCCGGAGGUGCAAGAAUAA
Blastomyces gilchristii SLH14081 is the source of this 255-nucleotide messenger RNA. Its product is annotated as splicing factor 3B subunit 10. Gene Ontology annotation, cellular component: U2 snRNP; precatalytic spliceosome. Gene Ontology annotation, biological process: mRNA splicing, via spliceosome. Bases 1 to 255 code for a protein of 84 amino acids. The record is from RefSeq and is a predicted model, not a curated record. The transcript has 2 exons. Lineage: Eukaryota; Fungi; Ascomycota; Eurotiomycetes; Onygenales; Ajellomycetaceae.